GAGCUUUACAAUGUCGCACUUCGCUACGCCUUUUAUCGUCGUUAAUUUAGGUUGUGAGAUGUUAUUUGUGAUAGACCAACGGCUAAAAGCCCAGAAUAUUACUCUCGACAAAUCUGAAAGAGUACUUACCGAUGUAGUAACAGUAUUACUCCAUCCCAAAUUGCUAGAUGAGCUAUUUAUAUCGCAACCGGUGGCCACACACACUGUUAUCAAACAACUACUUCAAGACAUAUCCGCCACUUCGAUCAUGAAAUUAGAUGAUUAUUCAAUGAGCAAGUUGUGGGAUUUGAUGACUAUGAUCUUCAAAUGGCAACUCGCAGUCGCGACGAAUCAAAACAUUUUCGACAUCACUCGCCGUCACUUGAGGAGUGUUGCCAUACUAAUGCCACAAUUUUUCCCUAAAGUUAUAAUCGAACAGGCUAUGAAAAGAUUUGAAAGUUUAGCACAUCGUUUCACGGACAAUGAUUAUAAAUGCCUCAGUAGUACUCUAAUUUUAUGGUUUUCAGAGUAUCAUACAAAAAUAUCUGUGUUAAUGAGAUUGGGUUUGCAAAAAAGAGAUGGAACAUUUCAUUUACCUUCUGCGAUUGGCACAAAUAUUUUGCAUAAUCUAGGGGAAAAUAUCUACAAGUACGAUAACAAGAAAAAUCCAAUUGAAGAAUAUGAGAGCCGUUGUGCAGAUACUAAUGAAAUUAACUGUCUUUUGGCCACGAUAGAGAAAAAUCAUUCCAAAAAUAAAGUGGAGUUACAGUUGCCAAUUGAGUUCGGAGAUAAAACUUCUAAGAAGAAAGUUUUACAAAUUUCAAAAGAUAUUCAAUUUGAAAGUAUUGAUACCAACGUUAAAAUCAAAAGUACUGAUCUUACUUUUAUACCCGAUAUUCCGAAAUCCCCUCAGGAAGAUUUAUUGGAUAUGUUAGGUGAAGCUGGUAGUGACUUUAUAUGAGCAAGAAAUAACAAAAUGCUAACAGAUAUAAUAAAAUAGGAGCAAUCAAUUUAAAUUUUACUUCUACUACGGGAAACUUUGUAUGAUGGCAACACUCAUAUUUGUAUCGAUUGAAUUCAUCGAGCACCCCCUAGCCCUUCCCCCUUUUGUCUACGUUUCCCGUCUCUCAUCUCCUCUCGUAUGCCCUGCAUGGGUCACUUUAUUAUGUAGCAUGUACCUGUAAUUAGCUACAUACAUAGUUGCAGCGUCGGGCGAUAGGGGUCUGGCCUCUAGUGGCCUUUUAAACGAACAUGAGCAUUGUUGCGCACAGUUAGGGUCCAAUUUAGAUUACGAUACAUUCCAAAGAUUCAAUUAUUAGAUUUGGAGAUGAAUAAGUGCUUUUUACUCUAUUCUAAUGCAAAUUAAAUAUUCAAAAAACUUGUAUGAGGAUAGAUGGGUGUUCCGUUUUGUCUGAUGGCAAUGAAUCUUUAUCAUGGAAAUUCUCCACGCGAAAAUAUAAAGUUGGACAGAUGGAAUAUUAUAAAAAUUCUUUAUCGGCAUAGUAAGGAAAAUAUACGUAGGUAUUUAAAUUAACAUAGCAAAAGUUCUUGCAUUACAAACAUAGUCACUAAUCGCGCUUUUACUUAAAUAAUACAUUAGACAAUUUUAUCACGCGCUGCUAACUAUAGGUCGCAAAGGCAAGACAGGAAGUUCUACAAAAAAGGCAUAAAACAGAGUAGGUAAAACAAAUUAUACAUAAUAUAAAUAUCACGAAGUACCCAAAUACAUGUUUUAAUCUUGUCUGAUAAAGCGUUAAUGCUUGACUACUUCCAAUCAUAAAUUCGAACAGCUGCAGAAUUACAAAACAAGUUUAGAUACUUUAUUUUAAAAGUACCUACUGGUCCAUAACAAAAGCUGUACUGUACCCAUAGAUAAUACAUAUAAUACUGGUAACUGUACCAUAAUGUACCUACUAAAUAUUUUAAUAUCAACGGAUCGGAUUCAAUCAUUUGACCUUCACCGUCCCCUUCUAAAAAUACGUGCACGUGUCGUUUUCAAGGGGUGGGUAUACGUUCAACCUCCGUUAUAUAAGACUGGCAGACGGCAGCUUUCUGCCACGCAAAAAUGAACCUUGACUUUAGCAAGGUAGGGUCAAAAAUUGAGCUAUCAGGUCUAUUGUAAGUACCUUUAUUGGAGGAAAGUAACUUGUUUGCCACGGGUUGUUGUUUAGCCACGGGUGAGGAAUUGCGCUUUUGAUUUCAUGAACAGAAUCUUAGCAAUCACUUAAUUAUUUCCAUUGAAACUAACGGAUUAGGUUUUAUUUUGUCGAAUAAUUUGGGUAUUGAGUUCCAUUUAUAGAGGCUUGUUAAAUUACUCAAUUAACGUACAUAAGCCACAAAACUGUAAUUAGUUAGUAAGCCUGAAUAAAUGUAAAUAGAUUAAAAUUCCUGUAGUUUUAUUUUAUUAACUGUGUUACUGGUAGGUUGAGGGCCAAAUAAUAAGAUAAUUAAUUUAUAAAAAUAGUUUAUUCAAACAUCACAAUUAACCCUCAUACCGAGUGUGGGCCACAAAAUUACAAACACAUAUUUUUUAAAAGGUUGACUUCUCAAAAAUGACUUAGAGUUACUAAAAACAUGUGUUUGUACAAUACGUCACAAAAUGUUAUAUGCAUCGAAAUGCGAAUACAAUUAUAGAAAACAAUUAAAUCUAGUUCCUUGAGAUCUUAUUUACAAAUUGUAUUUACAUUUCUAUUUUACCUUAAAUGUAAUGUUACGUAAGCUGGAGAAAUGCAAAGCUACUUAAAUAUUAAGAAAAUGUUAUGAUAAAUACUAACAUACAUAUGUCCCUAAGUAAAUACAUACAAUAUAAUUAUCGUCACUAAUAUCAUUGAUUUUGAGUCAAAUUGAAGAUGCCGACUGAUAAAUUACCUAAUGAAGGUAG
Molecule: messenger RNA, 2860 nt
Organism: Trichoplusia ni (cabbage looper)
Lineage: Eukaryota; Metazoa; Arthropoda; Insecta; Lepidoptera; Noctuidae
Gene: OSCP1
Product: protein OSCP1
Exons: 2
Coding region: 11-940 (309 amino acids)
Biological process (GO): transport
Cellular component (GO): cytoplasm; plasma membrane
Source: RefSeq, a predicted model, not a curated record